This is a messenger RNA of Elgaria multicarinata webbii, 1859 nucleotides long. It is a transcript of the gene ENOSF1, whose product is annotated as enolase superfamily member 1. Gene Ontology annotation, molecular function: L-fuconate dehydratase activity; magnesium ion binding. The record is from RefSeq and is a predicted model, not a curated record. Gene Ontology annotation, biological process: amino acid catabolic process; carbohydrate catabolic process. The coding region runs from base 190 to 1533 and encodes 447 amino acids. The transcript is spliced from 16 exons. Lineage: Eukaryota; Metazoa; Chordata; Lepidosauria; Squamata; Anguidae.
UCUCAAACGCCGCCUCUGGUUCUUCCCCGCCUUUGCUUCCCUCUCCGGCGGCCCGUGGGGCGUGAGCACCCGCCCAGCGUCUGGUGUAGCAAUCGACACUUCGGAGUAGUUCGCCGGGCCUGGGCAGAGGGGCGCUGUAGCAGCUACUUCCGACGUGCCCGAAGCCCCAGGCGGAGUUUCUUUGUAGCGAUGGGCAGAGGAAGGAUCACGGCCCUGGCCGUGAGCGACGUCCGUUUCCCCACGUCUCUGGCCCACCAUGGCUCCGAUGCGAUGCAUCCUGACCCAGACUAUUCUGCAGCCUAUGUUGUAAUUGAAACGGAUGCUCCUGAUGGGCUCAAGGGUUAUGGAUUAACUUUUACACUGGGCAAGGGCACGGAAGUGGUUGUCUGUGCAGUCAAUGCACUCUCUGUUCACGUGGUUGAUAAAGACUUGAGCGAAAUAAUUGGUGAUUUUCGAGGCUUCUACAGGCAGCUCACCAGUGAUGGGCAGCUCCGAUGGAUUGGUCCAGAGAAAGGGGCCGUGCAUUUGGCCACGGCUGCUAUUCUGAAUGCCAUCUGGGACUUGUGGGCCAAACAGGAAGGGAAGCCUCUUUGGAAGCUGCUCGUUGACAUGGAUCCCAAACAGUUGUUAUCUUGCAUAGAUUUCAGAUAUAUUACUGAUGCGCUGACAGAAGAAGAAGCUUAUAAAAUACUUCAAAAUGGUCUGAUGGGGAAAAAAGAAAGAGAAGAACAAAUGUUAAAAUACGGCUACCCAGCUUAUACCACAUCAUGUGCCUGGCUAGGCUAUCCAGACGAUCAACUAAAACAGCUCUGCACUGAAGCUCUGAAGGACGGUUGGACCAGGUUCAAAGUAAAAGUUGGAGCAGAUCUCCAAGAUGACAUUCGGAGAUGCACGCUCGUUAGAGGAAUGAUUGGCCCUGAAAACAAGCUGAUGCUGGAUGCUAACCAAAGGUGGGAAGUGGACGAGGCCAUAGAGUGGGUAACUAAACUAGCUGAAUUCAAACCACUAUGGAUUGAAGAACCGACUUCUCCUGAUGAUAUUCUUGGGCACGCAACAAUUUCUAAGGCUUUAGCACCGUUAGGGAUUGGUGUUGCAACAGGAGAGCAAUGCCAUAAUAGAGUGGUGUUUAAGCAGCUUCUACAGGCCCAGGCCUUGAGUUAUGUGCAAGUGGAUAGUUGCAGGCUGGGAAGUGUCAAUGAAAACUUGUCUGUGCUGCUGAUGGCCAAAAAGUUUCAAACCCCUGUUUGUCCUCAUGCUGGAGGGGUCGGGCUCUGUGAGUUGGUACAGCACUUGAUAAUAUUUGACUACAUUUCAGUAUCUGGUAGCCUUGAGAACAGGAUGUGUGAAUACGUAGACCAUCUACACGAACACUUCAAGUAUCCUGUAGUAAUCAUGAAUGCUUCCUAUAUGCCACCCAAGGCAGCUGGAUAUUCUUCUGAAAUGAAAGAAGAUUCUGCAAGGAAAUACCAGUUUCCAGAAGGGGAAGUUUGGCAAAAACUCCUGGCUGACCAUAAUACAACUAAAAUAAGUUAAACACAAAGUUUUCAGGCUGAAGAUUAAAUUCCCCAGAGCUAUUUUUACAACUCAAAUAGUUGUUUUUGCUGAAGCUACAUGAAGGUUUCAGAUUCAAAUGAAUGCUUUUAGAAAGCUUUUCCCCGCUUGCAUAUAACAAAAAUAGUUUGCAGUCUCAGUUAUAGAACUCAUAGGAACCUUUUAAUAGUUAAGCAUAAAGGGUAUAUGAUUCACUUUUCCUGGAGCUUUUCCAGAGACUACAGGAUUAUAUAACGAAAGAUCACACUUUUGAUUGUAUCUGCCAAGUUUAGAAGUUUAAAAUAAAGUAUGAGUAGAUGUCAUGCUAU